AGUGUCAGUGCCGUCAGUCGUUGGACGCGUAUCGUUAGUAGUGGUCGACGAAUUGCCGAUUUGAAAUAAUUUCGAUAUACGCAUAUAUAUAUGUAGCUGUCGUUUUCUGUUCGCGCAUUAAAAGUACAUGAGAAGAUCUAUUUGUUAACUAGCUGCUACUAUAUACACAUAGUUUUGUCAAGACUUUGUAUAUUUAUAUACAUAUAUUUAAAAAGCACAUAAACGCGCGCCUCGCCGUCAUACUUAUUAUACUUGAAGUAGUAUAUGAAUAGAUCUAUCAUAUUCUAUUUUUUUUUUCUGUCUUGUUUUUUGUGACACAAUCGCGGGUGUGACAAGGAAAGAAAAGAAGUGUGUUUAAAAAUAGUUGACAACUGAGAAAGUAAGAAAAGUAACAUUUAUCGAGAAGCACAAGAAAAGUUAUCGAAAUGGUCGAGACGGUCGUUAAUAUUGAGCGCACAACAACAACAACAACGGGGCCACCUGGCGGCGUGAAUCCCUCUGGAGGCGAUAAUGGCGGCUUUUGGGGCGCGAUUCGCCUCAAUUUGGACUAUUACAGAACAAUACCCGGCAUUCUCAAGAUUGCCCAAUUGGUACUUGGCAUCAUUUGCAUGGCGCUUGCCUCACCGUCCAUGUCAUCCGCAACAAACUUCUUCCUGACCGUUGUCGUGCUCUCGUUUAUCGUCACCAUCCUCUUGAUCGCCGCCUAUUUCUUGGGCAUUCGCGAGGCUCUUAAUGUCAACGUCAACUGGAUAUUCUCGGAACUGAUAGCCACCGCUGUAAUUACGUUGCUGUACUUUAUAGCAUUCAUUGUGCAGUUGGCCAAAUGGGGAGAGUCAAUUCAGAUUGGACACGGCUCUAAUACGGCAGCUGGCGUCUUUGGACUGUUCAACUUCUUGGCCUAUGCGGGAGGCUUGUACUUCUUAUUCCUGGCGCAUCGAUCGGGAGCCACGCACUAAAUCGAAAGCUCAAAAGCUUUUUUGCCGAGUUAAUUGUCUGAUACGAUUCAAAUGCAAUCCACACACACACACAAAACAAACACACGCACGCACACAAUGAAAUCAAUUUAAUAGUCACACGCAAAUUGCAACCAUCCCCCCGUAGCAUUGUUUAAAGUUGUUUUCUAUGUAUUUUUUUUUUUGUUUUAGUAUUUUACUGAUGAUUGUUCAAAUCUAACGUUUAUAUAUUGAUUUACGUAUGCAUGUAUGUAUGUAUGUGGAGCACACGCACACGCAAAAAAGCUCACUCAAACUAGAGAAAGAAAGGAAAAAGAAAAAACAUAAAAAGCUUGCUCAGAUCAAAAUCAGUUCAGCUCUCUCGGCUUGAUUUGUUUUUAAUGUUAUUUUAAUGCUUACUUUUAACUUUAUCGCCUGCUAACAUUUAAGUUAAAAACAAAAAAACAA
Molecule: messenger RNA, 1400 nt
Organism: Drosophila sulfurigaster albostrigata
Lineage: Eukaryota; Metazoa; Arthropoda; Insecta; Diptera; Drosophilidae
Product: CKLF-like MARVEL transmembrane domain-containing protein 4
Exons: 3
Coding region: 426-956 (176 amino acids)
Cellular component (GO): membrane
Source: RefSeq, a predicted model, not a curated record